AUAAAUAUCCAAACAGCUCCUCAACAUUCAAUCGUACAUAUUUGCAAAAAAGGGAAAUACCCAGAGACUUCCAUUCUGAAUCUUAUCAAUUUUAGUAGCCAUCCAUUUCUGAUCUCCCCAGUUCGUUAGACAGGAAUAUUGGCAGGAUGAAGAUCAUCGUAAAGGAGUCUACUGUGAUACGCCCAGCUGAAGAUUUGCCAAGCCAAUGCCUAUGGCUUUCUAACUUAGACCUAUUGCACGAAAGGAACAAUGUGCCUACUGUGUACCUCUACAGGUCGAAUGAUUCUUGCAAUUCUUUUGAUGCCAAUGUGCUCAAGGUGGCAAUGAGGAAAGUUCUUGUAGAGUUUUACCCUGUGGCAGGGAGAUUGGGAAAGGAUGACAAUGGAAGACUCCAAAUAAACUGUAACAAUGAAGGAGUGUUGUUUAUAGAGGCUGAAACUGACUCUUCCAUGGAUGAUCUUGGUGAUGUAAUGGUUAAUUUGAAGAUUCCACAGCUCAUUCCAACCCUUGAUUUUUCAAAUGGCAUCUCUUCUUUCCCACUUUUUGUUGUGCAGGCAACCACAUUUACAUGUGGUGGAGUGUCCCUAGGAAUUCGAUUUCAUCACGUACUAGCAGAUGGUUCGGCUGCCCUCUAUUUCAUCAACACAUGGUGUGACGUAGCUCGAGGGCUCUCCAUUAACGUUUCACCAAUGAUUGAUCGAACCAUUCUUCGUAGCCAAGACCCACCGAACCCUAAAUUCCAACAUCUGGAAUUUGGUAAACCACUUACUCUUAAUACCAAUUCCACCAAAAACCAAACAAAUUCUAUUGAAAUCCUUAAGUUCACGCCUGAUCAACUUAACACCUUAAAGACUAAAGUGAACAGCAACAGCAAAGAUGGCAGGACCAAGUACAGCAGCUAUGAAAUCCUGACUGCACAUAUAUGGCGCUGCACAUGCAGAGCUCGUAACUUAGCUGAUGAUCAAGCAACAAAGUUAUACAUAUCAGUCGAUGGUAGGUCAAGAUUACAGCCUCAACUUCCGCAUAGCUACUUUGGCAAUGUAACGUUCCCUACUACAUCAAUCGCAUUAUGUGGUGACCUAUUGUCAGAGCCACUAAUGGCUACCGCAGAAAGGAUCAGAAAGGCAAUAAGAAGGAUGGACGAUGAGUAUUUAAGGUCGGCUGUUGAUUACUUGCAAGUACUAGACGACUUGACACCAGUUAUGAGAGGGCCUGACGCCUGUAGGUGCCCCAACCUGCAUAUUAUUAGCUGGAUGUGGCUGCCCUUUUAUGAGGCUGAUUUUGGGAUGGGAAAACCAAUAUAUGUAAGGCCUGCGAACCCACUUGAAGGCAAGGGAUACGUCAUACCAACUCCAGGUGAUGAUAGGAACUGGGCAUUGUCCAUAUGCCUGGAGACAGAUCACAUGCACUCCUUUCAAAAGCUGUUUUAUGAUUUCUGAUACCAGGGAACAGCCCUAGCUAGCUAAGCUAUCUUCUUUUAUCUUUUUCCUUUUCAUGGCCUUAUUGCUCCUUGGAAGCCAUGUUGUUUUUGUUUUGUUUUGUUUUGUUUCUAGUUUAUUUUUUCAGCUUAUGUCUUGGUCGCUGUUGGCAUAUUUUAUUUAUAUAACCUUGUCAUGGGUGGUGAAGACCACAAUGUCAUUUGCUUUUGGUGUUAA
Ricinus communis (castor bean) is the source of this 1655-nucleotide messenger RNA. RefSeq names its product shikimate O-hydroxycinnamoyltransferase. The record is from RefSeq and is a predicted model, not a curated record. Lineage: Eukaryota; Viridiplantae; Streptophyta; Magnoliopsida; Malpighiales; Euphorbiaceae. Gene Ontology annotation, molecular function: acyltransferase activity, transferring groups other than amino-acyl groups. Bases 147 to 1439 code for a protein of 430 amino acids. The transcript is spliced from 3 exons.